This is a messenger RNA of Thelazia callipaeda (thelaziosis nematode), 294 nucleotides long. Lineage: Eukaryota; Metazoa; Nematoda; Chromadorea; Rhabditida; Thelaziidae. The record is from the annotation of a GenBank genome assembly.
UUGAAAGUCAUACAAUUUUCGAAAUUAAAAACUGUACAAGUGAAUGCACAAAAUUAUCUGAUUAGUAAUUCCUACAAAUUGAUCAUAUCUUUCAGGUGGAAUAAUCGACCCUAUUAUUGGGACUCAAGCUAUUACAAAAGUAAUAAAUAUGGUUCUCAUAUGUGUCAUGUACAUGUCGAUCCUAAUGAUGAAGAUUUGGGUAAAGUGUAUUUUCAAGAUGGUACCAGACCGAAGGAGUUAGUAUGGAGUUGUAAUUAUGAUGAAUAUUGUUGUGGUUAUGAAUGUUGCAACUAA